ACUAGGAUGAAUAAUUACCCAAUUAGCCAAUGCUUCUUUGAGUUUUGUGCUUAGAACUGCCCAGCUACAGCUAUUGAAUCACUCUAAUGUUAUAUUUUUAUGAAGGUACGAUACGAAGCUUUGCUCCGUCCAUGCCGCUCGUCAACCCCUGAUAAAUUGGUAAUAGCAAUAUGGCAAGACAAGCUAAUACCCUUUUCCUUGAAGAAUGGCUUAGAAACAGCAGCGUUAGUAGUAGCAGCAUUGGCUUCAGACAUUCUUCUUUUUCUUCAUCUUCAUCAUUGUCGGCACGAGCCAUUAUUCAAGCAUGGACUGACCUUAGAGACUCCCUACAAAACCAAAGAUUUCAACCUCACCACCUUCAAGCGUUGAAAGCCCUUCUCAACUCUCAAGCAUCCCUUCAUGUUGCUGAUCCCCAGGCUAAGCUUCUCUUAUCCAUUCUCUCCUCUCAAAACCUUGACUUGCCAGCUGAGUCAUAUCCUCUCUUGUUCAAGCUUCUUUAUAUCUGGAUCAGGAAAUCCUUCAAACCCUCAUUAGUAAUUAUUGAUUUAGCUGUGGAGGUCCUUUCUAACACUUUUAGCACUGAAUUUGGUGCUAAGAAGAGCCCUUUCUUUUAUGCUGAUGGUCUUCUGCUCCUAGGGGCCUUUUCCUUUGCACCUUCUGUGCCUGAAAAGUCAAAAGUAGUCUGCCUGGAGUUAUUUUGUGGGCUACUGAAAGAAGUGUACCAAUUAGCUAGCUCCUUUGAAGAAGUUAUUGCUAAUCUUCUUGCAGGGAUAGGAUAUGCUCUAUCUUCAUCUGUGAAAGUUCAUUUUAUUAGAAUUUUGAAUUCUUUUUUCAGAAUUUGGAGGAAGGAAGAUGGGCCUUGUGCUAGCGUUUCUCAUGGGCUAAUGAUUUUGCAUUUGUUUGAAUGGGUCAUAUCUGGCUUUAUCAAAUCAAAUUAUGCUGAAAAAAUUGAAGUUUUUUCCCAAGAGUUUUUUGAGAAUUCAAAGGCAAAUUAUGUUCCAUUUGCUCUUCUCAUGACUGCAGCUGGGGCUAUUAGAGCUUCGAGUAGAUCUGUACCAAGCGGUCAAAAACUGCAAAUCCUUUCCAGACUGAGGAUAUCUGCAGAAAAAAAGAUAGAAUCUAUAGCACAAGAUUUGAUUUCAAAAGAGACAGAAUUCUCUAGUUCAGGUAAUGAUCCAACGAACAGUCUUUUGCUACAGUGUCUUUCAUUAGCCUUGGCUCGAUGUGGUCCAAUUUCUUCCCGAGGUCCUCUAUUUCUAUGCCUUGCUUCAGCAUUGUUAAGAGAAAUUUUUCCUUUACGGCAAUUCUAUAUGAGGUUUCUUGAGUACCCACAUGGCAGUUCUGGUCAACUAAGGUCUAAGGAGAUCAAAGAACAUCUAGAAAGUGUUCUUUUCAAGGAAGCAGGGGCUGUAGCUGGUGUUUUAUGUAAUCAGUAUGUUGCAGUAGAUGAAGGGAACAAGGGUAAAGUGGAGAAUCUUAUCUGGAAUUACUGUCAAGAUGUUUACUUGGGACACAGGCAGGUGUCUUUGUUGCUUCGUGGUAGAGAGGAUGAGUCACUUGGUUACUUGGAGAAAAUUGCUGAAUCUGCUUUCCUUAUGGUUGUCGUUUUUGCAUUGUCUGUUACAAAGCAGAAGCUGAAUUCAAAAUUCUCAAAGGAAGCACAAAUUGAGACGUCAGUGCAGAUAUUAGUUUCAUUUUCUUGUCUGGAGUAUUUCCGGCGCGUGCGUCUGCCUGAAUAUAUGGACACAAUCCGAGGAGUUGUCGUGAGUAUUCAGGAGAAUGAGUCAGCUUGUGUCUCUUUUGUAGAAUCCAUGCCCUCUUACACUGACUUGACAAAUGGGCCAGGCUUGUCCAUCCUGCAAAAGAUGGAAUACUUAUGGUCCAAGGAUGACGUGCAAACUGCUCGCAUCCUGUUUUAUUUGCGGGUUAUUCGAACUUGCAUUGAGCGUGUAACUGCCCCUUCUUUUAGAAGAGUGAUAGCUCCUACUAUAUUCUUGUAUAUGGUACAUCCAAUUGAAAAAGUAGCUCAAGCCUCACAUUCUAUGUUUGUGGGAUUUAUAUCUUCAGGAAAGGAUGAUGAAAGAAUUUCAUUGAAGGAGCAACUUGCUUUUUAUUACAUUCAGAGAUCUUUAGCGGGAUAUCCUGGCGCUACACCUUUUAAAGGUAUGGCUUCUGGAGUUGCGGCCUUGGUUCGACAUCUUCCUGCAGGAAGUCCAGCCAUAUUUUAUUGUAUCCACAAUCUUGUUGAAAAAACUGAUGGACUUUGCAGUGAAGUAUUUACUCACAAAGCUGAUAUAUGGAAGAACUGGCAAGGAGAGUCGGACCCUUGUAAGGAAAUCCUAGAGUUGCUUUUACGGCUUAUUUCUCUGGUGGAUAUACAGGUACUACCAAACUUGAUGAAGUUGUUGGCACAGUUGAUAGUAAAGUUGCCAAAAGAUGGCCAGAAUUUUGUUCUCAACGAAUUACAUUCACUUGUUGCAGAAUCUGAUGAUGUUACACGCAAACCCACUUUAGUUUCAUGGCUACAGUCAUUAUCUUAUGUAUGUUCUCAGGCUACCACUGGUGGUUCAACCUCUACAGGAGUAGGAGGUGAAAAAAAAUCUGUAUCUACAUGGGCUGGGGAAUCCUUGAAUGCACGGCUUUAAGAUGCUAGGGUGCCAGUUUUGGUUAUCCUAUUCUCCUCGUGUUGAAAAUUGUUUAUUCUUAAUUAUAUUGUACAGCUUAAACAAAGUUGUGUUAUAAAAUUUCCCGAAAUAUUUGGGAAUGAUAACUAGAAAUGUCGUCAUAAGAUGGUUUUGCAUCUGUAGGUUGCUCUACAAUUGAAUAUUUAUAUAUGGCAAUAUACUUUCAUUUGUUGUAAA
This is a messenger RNA of Mangifera indica (mango), 2861 nucleotides long. RefSeq lists its product as uncharacterized. The transcript is spliced from 6 exons. The record is from RefSeq and is a predicted model, not a curated record. NCBI's taxonomy places the organism in Eukaryota, Viridiplantae, Streptophyta, Magnoliopsida, Sapindales, Anacardiaceae. Bases 171 to 2645 code for a protein of 824 amino acids.